AUGGAUAGCUUACAAGCCACCUACAAAGACGAGGAAGAUGAAGAAGACGAGGCGCCUCCACCCACCGCAGCCACCACCGCCGAAUCACCGGAAGUCCCUCCCGCCAGCACCAGCACGCCCUCCGACACCCCAACUGAACCCCCCAACGAAGCGAGAUCGGAGCUCGACCCCUCCGACGAUAUCUCUGACGACGAGGCCGCCUCCGACGGCUCCAAAAAGUCCCAGAAAUCUGGCCGCGAAGAAGGCGAUGCCUCGGACGAGGAGCCACCGCCAAAAAAACAGAAGCAGCUCUCUUCUCUCACGGCGGAGGCGGCGAAGGAGGAUUUGCCGGCGCCGGCGCUGGCUGAGGGCGUCACCAACGUCACGACUCCGGCGACCAACGGGUCGGCGCCGAACGCGAAGAAAUCGAAGAAGAAGAACAAUAACGUGUGGGCGACAAAGUCGACGCGGAAGGGGAAGAAGAAAAACAACCGAAACAACAAUAACAACAACAACAACGGCAACAACAAUCACGCGAACGGCGAGGACAACGUGCUUAUUACGCCGGUGCCGCGGUUCCCCGACAAGAGCGACGACACGGCGGAGAUGAAGAUUUGUCUGUCGAAGGUGUACAAAGCGGAGAAGGUAGAACUGAGCGAGGAUAGAAUGAGUGCAGGGAGCACCAAGGGUUACAGAAUGGUGAGGGCCACGCGCGGGGUCGUGGAAGGCGCGUGGUACUUCGAGAUUAGGGUUGUGAAGUUGGGGGAGACCGGGCACACGCGCCUCGGGUGGUCCACCGAGAAGGGUGAUUUGCAGGCGCCUGUUGGGUACGAUGGGAACAGUUUUGGGUACAGGGACAUUGAUGGGAGUAAGAUUCAUAAGGCGAUUAGGGAGAAGUAUGGAGAGGAAGGGUACAAGGAAGGGGAUGUUAUUGGUUUCUACAUCAAUUUGCCUGAUGGCAAAAACUAUGCCCCAAAUACACCUCAAUUGGUCUGGUAUAAAGGCCAGCGAUAUGUUUGUGCUCAAGAUGCUAAGGAAGAUCCACCUAAAGUGGUGCCUGGAAGCGAGAUAUCAUUCUUUAAAAAUGGCAUAUGCCAAGGUGUAGCUUUCAAGGAUCUCCACGGUGGUCGUUACUAUCCUGCCGCAUCAAUGUUCACUCUCCCCAAUGAACCAAACUGCACGGUUAAGUUCAACUUUGGUCCUGACUUUGAAUGUUUUCCUGAGGAUUUCAAUGAACGGCCAAUUCCUAGGCCAAUGAUUGAAGUUCCUUAUCACGGUUUUGACAACCGAGUUGAAAAUGAAGAAUCUAAUGAGAAGAAAUCCUAG
This is a messenger RNA of Sphenostylis stenocarpa, 1305 nucleotides long. The record is from the annotation of a GenBank genome assembly. Lineage: Eukaryota; Viridiplantae; Streptophyta; Magnoliopsida; Fabales; Fabaceae.